Messenger RNA from Sordaria macrospora k-hell, 234 nucleotides. NCBI's taxonomy places the organism in Eukaryota, Fungi, Ascomycota, Sordariomycetes, Sordariales, Sordariaceae. The record is from RefSeq and is a predicted model, not a curated record.
AUGCCGCCUUCGACCGGAACCUGCCAGGACCCCACAAAAUGUGAGUUGUCGCCUGAGAUAUCCAACGCCUUGGAGCGGUUCUCGCUUCCUCACAACUGCAAGUUCGCACAAGCAAAGCGUCAGCUUGUCGAUAAAAUUGUCAGCGAUAUUAUGAACGACAAGUCCUCAAGCAUCACGACUGUCCUUCAGGAUGAACUACGGAAAUGGGAAAAUGAGAACAGGGGAAAGAGAUAG